AUGCUGAGUCGCGUUUACAGCUCAAAUCUUGCACGUCCGGAAAGGAGGUUCUCGCGACAUUUGAUAGGAGAUUUUACUUUUGCGCUACAAGUCAGCCAAACUCGGCAGAAAAUAGUGCUCGAACGGAACAUUGCACAAAUCUUGGACCAUCAUCAGAAGCGGUGUACACAAACAACUAAUUCCGACACCUCAGCCAAGGUUACAACUACAGUCGCACAGAGGCCUAAUACAGCUACAUCAGAGGCACUGGCCGGUCUUUCUGUGAACGACGCGUCUGAACCGACCGUCGGAGUGUCAAGCAGCAAUCCCCACCCAGAAGAGCCAUCGGCAUCACAUUGGACUUUGUCAAACAUGUCGAGGUCUGCGCAAUCCUCCGUUCCGAACGGGGGGCAAGAAGCAACCGAACGAAAGACACGUCGGAGUCUUCGGGGAUUUUCUGACAAAGUGUACGAAGAACCCGACGCUGAGUUGACCCUGGACUUGAGCAAUAUCAGAAAGAAACUUAAUUUCAAAACCAAUGCGCAAGACAGCGGGGAACGCUCCGCUAAACGGCAAAAGCGCGACACGAUCAAAUGCCAGUGCUAUCUGACUGUAUGGGACAAUCGUGAUGGCUACAACGUGGCACCACUUGUCUCACGAUCCGAAUAUUGCUUUGUGACCCCCAGAGAAACCGAGUCCAAUGGUUACUUUGUGGAUGUGGAAUUGGAAAAGCAAUUCAGCAUCAGGGCCAGUGAGCUCAAGGUGUCUAUUCUGGUGAACAACGAGGAGACUUUUGCCUUGAUAGAUAAAUAUUUUCUGGAGCUCAAGAUCAUUCCGUGCAGGUCUGAUAGUCGUUGGCCCCCUGUCCCCCUGCUAGGUAAGAGUGACGGCGAUCACUUUGCGGCCGAUAUCAAAAGAAACGGCGCAGAGGUGCUGCAGGGCGCGGUGGUUGCGAGAUAUACGCAUUUGCCACAAGCUCCAGACGCCGACACCCCUCUAAGUGUGUUUUUCUUGCAUGAAGGACGCACUUAUAGAACAAAAUAUGGACUUCAGGUGGAUGCAAUCUGGCAAAAGUCCAGUUCUGGGUCAAAGACUUUGAGGCGUCGACCCGAGGGCCUUGAUCUGGACCAGUUUCGAACGCCUGAUCAAAAAGCCUCCAAACCCAAUCAAGAGGCAAAGGUUCUUGAGCCAGAACGAAGCGCGCCUACUACGGGCAAGCAGUCUAUGAAUGGUACCAAUGGCUCAUUACUGAGUGAGCUUCACAACGGAGCAAAGAAAGACAAAAAUGGUGCCACAAUCACUCCGGAGGUAUGCUAUGAUUUCUGCUCGAAUGUGGACCAAAAAUUCCGCUACGCCACAGUCAAGGGGUACCGAUGUCCACUAUGCGCAGUGUGGAAGACGCCGAGGCUCGACCGCCUGGUCUUUCACCUGUCGACAAUGCACGCCAAGUACAUUUUCCAAGUACAGAAGCCACAACGGGAUCCCAUUAGCAAAGAGCUAACUCACAUUCAUAUCAAGGUGGACCCGGCGCCAUUCGUGAAGAAGAGAGAAGAGCACCUUAUAGAUUGGGAGGCCCCGUCACAACCUUUCAACCUAUCAGCUUACGCAAAGGGUGACCGUGACUGGGUUUCUUCGACCGAAGACAAGAAGAAUAGUCCUGAAGCGUCCAAAGCAAGCCUUCAAUCGACGCAACAUUCUUUGGCAUUUCCGCCAUCCCCAGCGGCCGUGCCUGACUUCCGCAAACCAAAGCGAAAGAGGUUCAAGGCCAUCAGACUGCAGUCGAAGAACGGGGAGCCGGAAUUAGUUCACACGUCUCUCAGCCACCGACCGAUCUCGCCGAGUGAAGAUGCACGGUCCGAGACUGAUGACGAGAUCGACAAUGAGUGGCAGGUCGAGCUGCAUAUGGAAAGAUUGGAUUUCGAAGGUCGGCGCAGCGGCUGGACUGAUUGUGAGCGAAGUUUUUAUAAGCGAUGGGAUCGACAUCGGAUGGAAGAGCAGCUGGAACAUUCCAGGUACCUGUCAAACUCGCUGGUGCGGUUCGUGCGUAAGUAUCGGGCUUGGCUCAAAAAUGGCGACGACGAGCUCCUGCAAGUGUUUUUUGAGUUCUUGGGACGACUCAAAGAGCGCACCAUCAUUGAGGACGACGUGGUCUGUGAGGUGAAUGCACUGAUAUUUCGAGCGUCACCGGCACCAGCACCACCUCCAUCCGGGGAGUCGUCCAAGAAGGCUGGUCACAAUCGGACUUCGAGAUCACGGACGCCUACCCGGAGGAGUGGCCGGCAUCUCAAGGCAGAUAAUGCUCCACCGAGGAACGAAGGUGGGCAUGCCGACAACCGUGUUGUUGUGACGGAGGUGGGACAUCAGGAAGAGUUGCAAUCGACUACGAAGAGAGAAUUGAUGUGUGGCCAUUGCUUGACUCCUGUCCCGCGAGCCAGGAAGAGCGCCGUGUACUGCGUCGAUCCAGAAUGCGAGACGCCCGGGACAACGUACCACAUCAACUGUGCCGAGGAAUCGGCAGGGUUGAAGGCGAACCAAGGGAGAAUGAGAAAGGGGAAGAGGAAAGCAAACCAUAAUCAUGAUGAUGAUCCCGCCACAGAACCGGGAGCGGCGUUCGUGACUGGACUCGCAGCACAAGACCGAACCCGCUUGAAUCUCUCAACGUGGUGCUGUCAAAGCUGUACCAAGAGACAGAAAGCGAGCCGGGGAGAGAAGGAGCACGGUGCGUCGGUGCUUGCAGAAGAAGCUGAGGCUGGGGCUGGGCCUGCACACGUUGGAACAUAA
Exophiala spinifera is the source of this 2760-nucleotide messenger RNA. RefSeq lists its product as uncharacterized. The record is from RefSeq and is a predicted model, not a curated record. Lineage: Eukaryota; Fungi; Ascomycota; Eurotiomycetes; Chaetothyriales; Herpotrichiellaceae. The transcript has a single exon. Bases 1 to 2760 code for a protein of 919 amino acids.